Molecule: messenger RNA, 2049 nt
Organism: Ruditapes philippinarum (Manila clam)
Lineage: Eukaryota; Metazoa; Mollusca; Bivalvia; Venerida; Veneridae
Exons: 2
Coding region: 64-1383 (439 amino acids)
Molecular function (GO): zinc ion binding
Source: RefSeq, a predicted model, not a curated record
UCUUCAAUAAAAAACACUCCAGCAAGAACCUCCAUAACAACACUUGGUAUUUUCCUCUUUAAAAUGAAAUGUGGACUUUCAAACAAAAUAUUAUCAACAAUAUUCAAUAUAACAAAAUCAAGUAUAAGAAGAGCAAUUCACUCAGCUAGACAAGCUCUUUGUGAUAUCAUUGUUCCAGCCCAUCUUGGAUUUGAACAUGUUACUAGAGAAGAAAUCAUUCAAAAACACACCAGAAAAUUAGCACAAGACCUUCUAGCUGAAAGCAAUGACCAGGCAAUUCUAGUUCUUGAUGGAACAUAUAUUUACAUUAACAAAAGCAACAACUUUCAAUUCCAAAGGAGAAGCUUUAGUAUGCACAAGCACAGACCAUUAGUUAAACCCAUGAUAAUUGUCUCUACCACUGGUUAUUUUGUGAGUGUUUUAGGGCCAUAUUUUGCUGACUCAAAAAACAAUGAUGCAUCCAUUCUAAAACAUAUUUUAAACAACAACAUACAAGAAAUCAAAUCAUGGAUUGACCCCAGUGACAUUUGUGUAGUAGACCGUGGUUUUAGGGAUGCUAUUGAAUUAAUGAAGGAACUAGGGAUACAAGCAGAAAUGCCUGCCUUUAUGAAAAGAACAGAAAAACAGAUGACAACAGAUGAUGCAAAUGCCAGUAGGUUUGUAACAAAGGUGAGAUGGGUGGUAGAGGCUGCAAAUGCAAGGAUCAAAAGGUGGAAGUAUCUUUCACAUGUUCUUCCAACAAACCAAGUGCCAUACAUAGGUGAUUAUGUAAGCAUAAUUUGUGCCUUAUGUAAUAAGUACCUGCCACCUAUCAACCAAACCCAAGAACUUGACUCAACUUUAGCAAGCCAGAUGCGGGAUAGAUUGUCAGGCAAUCUUUGUCUUCAAGAUUUUGUGGAAGAACAUGAUCUUGCUAGGAGAAGUGUAGCCCAUUGGACAACUACUGAAUCAUUGACAGAUUUUCCAAAACUGUCAGAAACUAUAUUGAGAAUUUUAACUCUUGGUACUUACCAGUUAAAACUGAGCUCAAGCUAUGUACAGGAAUAUAUUAGUGGUACUUGUGACUUUCACUUGCACAAGGAAAUUCCGGGCCUUCUAAGAGUUAGACUUCAGAGCCGCCAUAUAGCAUCAAAAUCAUAUCUUGUGUGGUUAAAAUAUGAUGAAGACCAUGUAAUUGCAUGGUAUUGCAAAUGUAGGGCUGGGGCUAGGACAGUUGGUACUUGCUCUCAUGUUGCUGCAGUCAUAUGGUACCUGGGCAUGGCUGUCCAUACAGCUGAAACAAGCUUUGGUGUGAAAGACUGGGGUGAGUAUUUGGAGGAUGCUUCAGCUAAUCCAGAAUCAAUAGACUCUUCAGAUUCAGAAGAAAGUAUAGUUGAGGAAUAGCUUCCUCUCAUAUAGUGGUUGAUAUAUUGUUAUAUCCAAAUGCAAUUGUUCUAUUUUCAAAUUCUGUACAAACAAAAGUUUUUUCAAUAAAGUGAUUCUGCUUGGUUAUAUAUUUUAUAAAUAUGUCUAACAGGUUAUAUGGCCAUGCAUGAUUGAUUGUUUGCAAUAUAACCCACCCCUAGCGGCUCAUGUUAUAUAAUCUAAUGACUGUUUAUAUUGAACUAUGUGGAUAGCCUGUCAGACGUUCUUGUAACUAACAUUAUCCUGUUUCAAUCAGCGUGUCAUACUCUCUUAGAAUAUGUAAAUAUUGAACUAAAUCUUUAACCAUUAAGUAAAUAAGUGUAUAUGAAGUCAGCAUUAAUUCCAUUCAAUAUGUCACCCAGUUGUGCCAGAUCUGACAGGUUUAAAUACAGUAAUGCUGACUAAUAUAUUUAUAGAUAAAUAAAUGUAAAUUAAUAUAUACUGUAAAUUCUAAUUGUAUGUUUUGAUGUACAUAUAAGUAAUUAUAUAUAAUGUUAUAUUGCUUCAGUGAUGUUAAUCUUAACUUGUACAUCUGUAUAAAAGUGCAGGAUAUUAAUUUACCGGUACUGUAUAAAUGAGCCGUUUCACGACAAAACGAACAUAAUGGGUUUGCGACCAGCAUGGAUCCAGACCAGCCUGCGCACC